CAAAUGGAGGAGACAGCGUCGACAAGGAUUGCUGCCCUCAAGAAGGAAAUUGAUUACCUGACACACAUGUUGAGUGAAACUGGCAGUCGAGCGAUCAACACUCAGGAUAUCCUAGAACGAAAAAUAGCAGCUCUGAUGAAGGAGGAUGAAACCAACCGAAGUAUCAUUGCGGAUUUAAAUGGAAAGCUCAGAGAAGCAGAAAGGAAUCUCCACAGCCAGGUCCAGCUAAUAGAAAAAGAAAGACAUUUAUCAGAACAAAAAGCAGAGGACCAGCAGACUAUCAGCAUACUGACACAGGAAGUGGGUCGUCUGCUGCAGAGGGUGGCGGCUCAGGCCCAUAGCCACACCACAACACAGGAGCUGGAGAGUCGAGUUCGACUACUGCUCGAGCAGGACGAUAACAACAAGCACACCAUUGAUGCACUUAGACAACAGAUAAGUCAGAUGUCACAGCAGGACGAUAACAACAAGCACACCAUUGAUGCACUCAGACAACAAAUCAGUCAGAUGUCACAGAUGUUCAGUGAGCGAGACCAGAAAACAACAAUUAAUCAGAAUGUGCAUCACAGGACAGUUAAUGAAUUAUUGGAACAAGGGAAGCUAAAACAAGAGACAAUCAAGGGCCUUGAGAACAAGAUCGAAGAGAUGAGAGAAACACUGAGUGAGUAUGAACAACGCAUAUCUUCGUAUCAGAUUCGACUUGAAAAUAAAGAGAAGAAGGUGAAAGAGAGUGAGGCGGAGAGUGAGGCGACCAUCAGGCACCUGCGGGAGGAGGUGGAUCAACUCACACGCAAGCUGGACACUAUUCACCGUAAGGUGUACGACGCUCGGGUGCGCCACGCCAGUACUGUUAAUGUUCAGACUGGUAGCCUCUCAUAGCAUGGUGCACAGUCAUCUGUUGUCGGCCAGUCAUUAUAAAAAUAAAAGCUAAUACUCAUUAAUGUGGAUGCGAACCCGGCGGUUUGUGAAUGAAAAACACUUUACAUGGCGACCUGUCCUCAGACCUGGCUUGUUAAAGCAUCGACUGUCACCCAUGAGGCAUUUAUCCAUUUUAACAUAUAAUAGGUUCUCGAAUAUAAAAACAGUUUCUCAAAUGUAAAUUAAUGUUACUAUUCAUUAAAGUUUUUUGUAUAGGUUUUAAGUUAUAGAUUAGGUUAGGUCUUUAAGUUCUGUUGACAUUGAUUUUUAUUUGAAGUACUGAGGUGGAGCAUUUACAGGUUGUAGUUCGGACACUGUCGGGGCCCUGACAGCGGCAACCCGUUCUCACACCAGGUUGUUUAAAGCAGCGGCUGUCCUUCCCAGACGCAGUCAUAAAUUUUAACAUUCUGAGUAUAAAAGAUUGGUUCGUUCUCAUAUAUAAA
Procambarus clarkii (red swamp crayfish) is the source of this 1361-nucleotide messenger RNA. Lineage: Eukaryota; Metazoa; Arthropoda; Malacostraca; Decapoda; Cambaridae. The record is from RefSeq and is a predicted model, not a curated record.